UGCUGUCCUCGCUGGCCUAUGACAAUGCUCCUGCCUGUGCAUGUCGCAGCACCUCAUUUCCUACGUCGUAAAUGUGACUGCCCGUGUCGUUGCCCAUGCGCUGCACAACAAACAAAGAGACCUCCACCAGCACUCUUGCCUCCUGCUCCAUGUGCUUGUCCUCUCCUGCUUGUCAUCCUAGCUGCUAGGCUGUGCUAUCUCCUUAUCGCUCGUAUAAAUACUGCUACAUCAUGCUCAAGCCGAGGCCAGCGCUGCCACGGGCCUACUUCUACCCGCAAAAUGCGCUCACUGCGAAUGCCGAGGACGAAAACGAGCCUGUCUUUCCCGUCGACCUCGAUGAUGUCAAGCCAGUCAGGCGGCUCAAUUACAAACAAUCUUGUCCCGCACUGAUGGGCACAGCGUCACGGCUCUUUGCUGAGCAACCGGAAUGUCAGAUGGAGACACAGGAACUGCCAGAUUUGCGCUCCUUGAUGCACUCUGAAGAGCGAGCUAUACAGUCUAGGUCGCCACUAGAGUCUCUUGACUGCAUGCAACCACCAAUACGCACGCUCAGAAACAAGCGCAGCAUACUCCUUGCCGACAUCAUUGAUGAUGUAGAAGGCAGACCGCCUCGGAAACGGUUGGACCAGCGUAGAGGCACAGCUUCCAUUGCCUCUGCAGUGUCUGUGGACUCAAUCGAUAUAGUCUCGGGGCCGCCUGGACCGCAACCACUCAGGCCGAAAGCAAGCCAAUUUGACUUGCUCUACCAGUCAUCCAAGGCUCUAUCGUCUUCGGCCCGCGAGAAGCCCGUCUCCUCCUCUAGUCGAGAUCAAAAGCCACCCGAGGACCUGAUCAUCGAAAGACAAAUACCAUCAGCACAGCUGGAACCAAGACGAGGAAGAGCCCUGAGGCCGGCAGUGUCUCUAUUGUCAAUGCGCGUGGCAGGGGGUCGCUCAGCGUCCCCAGCAAAGCGGAGACUCGAAGAUAUCGAUACCGGCCACAUAACCUCCUUUGACGCUCUCUUACCGCCUGUCGCUCCUGAAGGAUCUGACGCAACUAUGCACGAUGCCUCUCCGCCAGAUACUCAAAUGCGGCGGUCAAUGAGAUUUGCCAGAAAUACAAAAUUGCUGAUGGAGUUACCGCCUUCAGUGACCAACAUGCCGCCCAGGAGACUGCGGCACGCCAAGUCGGCCAAGGACAUCUUGCGCAAGUAUGCCGAACCCCGCCAAGAACACAAGACUAUCGGAGGAGGCAUUUCCAAGACAAUCAAGCAGCUGUUGGGCUUCAACAAGUCAUGAUUACUUUUAGCGUUUGGCUUUUCAUUCCUUAGCGAGUUUACAGAUUGUAUGAUGUAUCAAAUGACCAGUAAUGUAAUGACACUGCUGCAGCCACUUACGUACCAGACACUGCUCCAUAUGGGUGCAGAAGAUGUCUUGAUGCUUGCCUUGAACCCCAGCGUCAUGCGCGUAGUGUUGAGAUGGACCAUGGCAGAAGGCUGAAGAUGACUCUCGUGGGCCGACUGCAUCGAUUGCCGUGCGCUGGCCUCGAGCU
Protomyces lactucae-debilis is the source of this 1530-nucleotide messenger RNA. RefSeq lists its product as uncharacterized. The transcript has a single exon. The coding region runs from base 231 to 1277 and encodes 348 amino acids. Lineage: Eukaryota; Fungi; Ascomycota; Taphrinomycetes; Taphrinales; Protomycetaceae. The record is from RefSeq and is a predicted model, not a curated record.